This is a messenger RNA of Fimicolochytrium jonesii, 2062 nucleotides long. RefSeq names its product UbiA prenyltransferase family-domain-containing protein. Gene Ontology annotation, molecular function: protoheme IX farnesyltransferase activity. The transcript has a single exon. Gene Ontology annotation, biological process: heme biosynthetic process. Gene Ontology annotation, cellular component: mitochondrial membrane; mitochondrion. The coding region runs from base 90 to 1643 and encodes 517 amino acids. The record is from RefSeq and is a predicted model, not a curated record. Lineage: Eukaryota; Fungi; Chytridiomycota; Chytridiomycetes; Spizellomycetales; Powellomycetaceae.
CACGCCCCAAAAACAACAACUGCAAAGCGCACGUCCGGCGCUCGCUCAGCGUCUCGAACAAGUCGGACAGCGGGAAGAAGGUUCGAACGAUGUGGCAGCCCCACUUGCAGUUCAGGAUCGCUUGCCGAGGCAUUUCCGUUGCUGAGGGUAGCGCUACGGCGCGGAAUUCCCAGGCAUCCAGGCGAACCCACCGCCUUUCACAACAACGGCAUCAGCGGAGGCCUGCGGAAUGCGCUCACUUACAGCACAGAAGCGACACGAGGAUACCUGAUGAGCGCAGCCGGAACCUAUCUUUUUUCAGUGGAUUUUUGGGCACCAGGCGAAAACAGUCGAAACAGUCGCCAUUUGCAGCAUUCCUAGCUGCUUUUCAAACACCAUCACGGGGGCUUUGUGGGCGGACGAACAUAGGGGCACGGUCGAGGCCGGCGAGUGGGAUAUGGGCUAUGCCGGAUGCGCGCGUGGCGUCGUCCUUAGCGUCGGGAUCCCUGGGAGGGCGGAAGGAGGUGGGAACGACGACAGGCGCGUCGCGGAGUGCAGAGGGAACGCCUUUAGCAGGGGAACAACAAGGAACGACGACGAUAACAUUGAAUUCAACAUCCAGCUCAAUACCUGACCCAACCUCCCCUCCACCGACACCCCUACUUCCACCCACAUCCCCAUCGAUCGAUGAGCCCGUCGUCUCGCCUCGAGAUCUCCGCUGGUCGCCCGCGCCUCCAUUCACACCCUCCAUAUACCUUGCCCUCUCCAAAUCCAAACUCUCCGCCUUCGUUGUCCUGACGGCCAUGGCCGGCUACGCGCUCUCUCCCGGCUCUCUAACCGUCAGCACGCUCCUCAUCACAACCGUCGGAACCGCCCUCUGCUCCGCCUCCGCCAACACCAUCAACCAAUGGGCCGAACAGCCCUACGACGCCCAAAUGGCCCGCACGCGCACCCGCACUUUAGUCAAACACGCGGCAUCCCCCCUCCACGCCUUCUCCGCGGGCAUCGGCGCAGGCGUCGCCGGCACCGCCCUCCUCUUCACCUACGUCAACCCACUAACCGCCUCCCUCGGCCUCGCCAACAUCCUCCUCUACACCUGCGUCUACACCCCCUUAAAACGCGUAUCCAUCGCCAACACCUGGGCCGGCGCCAUCGUCGGCGCCAUACCCCCCCUUAUGGGCUGGGCAGCUGCCACAAACUCCAUCUCACCAGUAACCGAUUCGGGUGCGUACAUCCUCGCACUCAUCCUCUACGCGUGGCAGUUCCCGCAUUUCAAUUCCCUUGCAUGGAACCUCCGCCCAGAUUACUCGAAAGCCGGAUACAGGAUGAUGUCGGUGACGGACCCAGCGCUGAACGCACGCGUGGCACUCCGGUACGCCGCUUCCCUCUUCCCAAUAUCCUACCUCGCCACGUACACCGGUCUCGCGACGACGUGGUUCGCCCUAGACUCGACCCUCGUCAACGCCGGGUUGCUGAUCCCCGCGAUCGCGUUCUGGAAACGGCCGGAUGAUAAGAGUGCGCGCACGCUGUUCUUUGCGAGUUUGGUGCAUCUGCCGGUGCUUUUGAUCCUGCUGAUGGUGCAUAAGACGCCGGAACAGGAGGGGGAUGAGGGAGGCGAGAAGGCGUGGUCGUGGGACGGGGUUUGGAGGAUGUUGGGGAUUUGAACACCGCCCGAAGGGGGAGUACGCUAGAAUCCUCCCAUCAACCAUCAUUGAUCUCACGACACAGGCAUCAGGAAAGGGGGCAUCGCUCGACGUGUCUGCGAUGACUCCCAAAGAAGUGCUGAAGCGUAGAUUGGCAAUCAUAGAUAUAUCCCAUAAAUACAGAACAUAGCUGCGAAAACGGUCACCUAGGACCCCCUGCGGAGGGAAAUCAUUUUUGCACAUGGGCGAAAUAGCUGCGAAAACGGUCACCGAGUACUUUUUGCGAUGCCGUAGAAGGAGCUUUUUGCGAUGCCCCCUUGUGUUUCGUCCAUAGAGAGAGCUGAUGGUUUUCGUGCAGCUUCCGAAGAGAAAAGACCGGGGGUUUGUCUUCUCUUCUGCGUCCCCAGGGUUGGAAAAGAGGAGGUCCAUGUAAUAGUAGC